AUGACGGAUGGUGAUCUCGAUCUCAUUGCCGAGAGGUCUGCCGGGUCGCUGCAGAGCCUGCGCAUAAGUCCAUCCUAUUUCAUCACUGCUUCCGGGCUGCUUUCGUUUGCAAAGUCAUGUCCCAAUUUAGUUGCCCUUCACAUGACUAGAUGUGAGUACAUGACCGACAGAAAACUGGGCGAAAUCGUUCUCGUUUGUCCCACAUUAGAAGACAUAUCAGUAAGCCGCUGCUGGCAGAUUCGCGGGAGGAAAUUGCAUGACAAGCUAAGACCUGUUCAGAAGAAGCUGAAACGCCUCGACAUAUCCGUUACAGGAGUUCUAAACUUGCAGAUGGCAAAAUUUAUGAAAGGAUACCCAGCCCUAGAAGUGAUAAAUGCAGGCGACUGUCACAUGUUGCAGGAAGAGUACAGGAGAUCGGACCCGUCAUCAUCGUUCCCAAACCUUGCCUAUCUUAAUUUGGAUAGAACCGAUUUUGUUGCCCAAACGUGGCUUAAGCUGACUUGCAUGACGAGCAAAAACCUUCGCUUCCUAUCGCUCAAUAUGUUACGUUCCAAAAUAUAUCGCAUCGAGGAAAUUCUUGACGUAGAAUUGCCGCCACUGAAGUAUUUGGGGUUGGCAGGUCAAGAUAUCACGGAUCCAAUGUGGCAAAUGAUCUAUGAAAAACUCGGAAAGAGCCUCAUCCAAUGUGACCUGUCCAGGAACAAGUCUUUGAGUGGUGCACUAGUAGUAAGAGAUGGUAACUUUUCUGUUCUAGAGUGUCUCAGCUUGCGAGGUACAAGAAUUACAAGCGAAAACUUAGAAUCUUUGAUCAAUCUGGCGCCAAGACUCAAGUCUCUUGACUUGUCUGGGUGUCGAUGGGUAGAGCGUGCACUCAGACGUACCCCGUUCUCUUUUAAAGAACAGGCGUCCACCAAAGGGGGGAAGCAGUAGAGAUGCGCUUCGGAAAUCUGUAAACGGCCAGAGACUUGGAUUUACAAAUGUAUCAGGACAGUUCAAAUGCUGCAUGUGAGCAACGAGAGCGAGAGCCCUGUGGAUAACUGCAGGUUUUUGUCGAAAUUGCAACAAAAGACCGUGGCCUUGAUAAAAAAAAAGCACACGCACUUUCCCAGUCGCUCUUUCGGGGUCGCGAAGGGGGAUUUCCUACGCUCACGGUGGACCAUGCAGUGGGUGCGGGUGCGUGUAUGACAUCGUGCUUGAAUGAAGGGCAGUGCUGUACGGUACGUGUCUUCUAUCACAAUCUAUAUUGCGCACUGCGCCUACCACAUUAUUUUCUUGAAGCUUUGGUCCUAUUCAUGCAGAGCUAUUAGGAUUGUGAUGACCCACAAGCCAGCCACAGACUAGGCCACACCAUUUGAGGUAGGUAGAAGCCCCAGGACCAAAUAAAAACGCGCCGUCGGCCGCCCCGCCGCCGCGGGACAACCGGAGGCACGAGACUUAGGGCCUCCUUUAAGACAGCAUGGACGGGCAUGUUUGGACAUGUAUGGACGUCAGCGUGCACCUGAUUGGUCCAUUUAAUACUUUUCUUAACAGUAUGAUGGCGCACACAAAGUUAAUAUAAUGGAAUCUGUCGCUACCAACGUGCCAUACGAGAGCACACCAUUGGCUGUCGCCUACCGCAUAAGUGCGAUUGAAUUCAAUCUUGAUCCAAUUUAGCAUACAUUAAAAUUCAAUUUAAUCAUUU
This is a messenger RNA of Chondrus crispus (carragheen), 1681 nucleotides long. RefSeq names its product Leucine rich repeat containing protein. The coding region runs from base 1 to 930 and encodes 309 amino acids. Lineage: Eukaryota; Rhodophyta; Florideophyceae; Gigartinales; Gigartinaceae. Gene Ontology annotation, biological process: SCF-dependent proteasomal ubiquitin-dependent protein catabolic process. The record is from RefSeq and is a predicted model, not a curated record. Gene Ontology annotation, cellular component: SCF ubiquitin ligase complex. The transcript is spliced from 2 exons.